CACUGCGGGCAAUACUACUGCUUCUAUCAGAGUGGGGAGCUCUGGUCAGAGCCCAGUGACUUCCUGGAUCUCGUAGUAACAGGCAUGUACGACACGCCCACCCUCUCGGUUCACCCCGCGCCCACCGUGACCUCGGGAGACAAUGUGACCUUCUAUUGCCGUCUAGGGACGGCAACCAGCCUGUUCUUUCUGCUCAAGGAGGGAAGAGUCAGCCACAUAGAACACAGGCUCGGGAACACCCAGGCGCAGUUCCCCGUGGGCCCCGUGACCAGGGCCCACCAAGGGACAUACAGAUGCUUCGGCUCUUACAACAACUACGCGUGGUCCUUUCCCAGUGAGCCCGUGAGGCUCCUGGUCACAGGAGACGUUGGGAACACCACCCUUGCGCCUACAGACCCCACCUCUUCCGACUCUUGGGACCCCUACCUUUUAACCACAGAGACAGGAUUCCGGGGAGAUGUUGCCCUGUGGGCUCAUACCACACAAAAUCCCCUUGCGAUUGGCCUGUCCUUCCUGGUCCUGGUGGCUCUCGUGUGUUUCCUGGUGGAAGACUGGCUCAGCAGGAAGAGGACCCGAGAGGGAACAACAGCUUCACGUGGGAAGUGCAGGAGAAGGCUGAGAGCACAACCCUGAAGAAUGACCAAGAGCCUCAGUGGCCACAGGAUGCCAUUCAAAAUAAUUAACAACCAAUGUAGAACAGGCAGGCAGCAAGUGGUUCAGGAGGCUUCGUGGCAACGACAAUGAGGAAGCAGCUGUUCACAGGCAGUGCAGCCACCUACACGUGUCCUGGCUGGAUCCAACCAUGCCCCAACUCCCUUCCCUCUGUCCCCAACUCCCUCUGCCCCAACUCCCUCUGUCCCCAACUCCCUCUG
Microcebus murinus (gray mouse lemur) is the source of this 872-nucleotide messenger RNA. NCBI's taxonomy places the organism in Eukaryota, Metazoa, Chordata, Mammalia, Primates, Cheirogaleidae. The record is from RefSeq and is a predicted model, not a curated record.